Messenger RNA from Aphanomyces astaci, 1835 nucleotides. RefSeq lists its product as hypothetical. NCBI's taxonomy places the organism in Eukaryota, Oomycota, Saprolegniomycetes, Saprolegniales, Verrucalvaceae. Bases 68 to 1174 code for a protein of 368 amino acids. The transcript is spliced from 4 exons. The record is from RefSeq and is a predicted model, not a curated record.
GUCGGUUGCGUAAUCCCUUGGCCACAACCCAUCCGCAGGUCGACAACCAAGUUUGGACCCCACCUCCAUGCAGUACGCCCAGCCCAGCAUUAGCCAAGCAGUGCGACCAUCGCCACCACCACUACCUGAAACUCGCGCGGCGCCGACGAUGAUGAUGCAGAUGGACUCACACGAGCAACCACACUCGUUCCUCGGCACGUCCAGACCCGUACCAUCGAUCCACCUUCCACCGCUGUCCAGUCUGCGGCCGCAAACCAACCCUCCCGCACCACAAUCGGUGCCAUCUCCGCCUUCGUACACGUCCACGCCAGUAUCACGGUUGUCGUCUCCGACCUACGGGUUGCCGCCUCGACCAGCUUCGUUUGCUUACGCGGCCUCCCCGCCGUCGCCAAAGACAUAUGCCACGGCGGUGCUCAUGAGCUCGGCCCUGCAUUCCCGUCCGGUUAUUCCAUCACACGACUCGACGCACGAAGCCGGGACGCGAUCUCCAUCGUCCGAUGAGGACGACUCGACCCUGUCGAGCGAAGUCAAAAAGGUGCGACGACGCGAACAGAUUGCUCGAAGUGCACGCCGCCACCGGUCCAAGCAAAAGGAAGAGCUAGGGACGCUGCGGCAUCAAGUGUUUGCGCUCCAGUCGGACCUCGAACGGCUACGCGCCACACACAAGUCGGUGCAUCCGAACGGCAACGACUUUACUGAAUGGGAAGAAAAGGCGCUGUCCCAGCGACGGAAACGCAAAAAAGCCGAAGACGACAACGAGUUCCUUCGCGCCAACCUCAAGGAACAAUCCAUCUACACGGAGCGAGUGCGUGACAUGUGGAUCAAGUCGCCGCUGCUGACGUUCCCCAUGCCCCCCAACGGCACAUACAACGACCGGUCACACACGUUUAACCGCCUCACGGGGGACGCCGCCGCGCGCACCGCGACCCUCAACCAGAUUGCCCAAGUCCGCAUGGACCUCGCGUACGAGUUUGUCAUGCGCGAGACGCACGCGUUUCCGAGCAUCCCUGGCCACUUGGACAUCAAGUUGAACGGCACGGGGCCCGAGAUUGACAUCAAGCUCAUUCGGGUGUGUGAAAUCGAUGGCUUUGACCACCACCAAGUGGUCGAAGCGCUCGUGCAUUCCGUACUCAACAUUCAAAAGGACGCCGACUCGGCGGUACGACCUGUUUGAUUGUCCCGAUUUGGAAUGUCCGUGUAUGUAUAUAUAUUCCUCGUAGAAGCUAUUUAUGGUCGACGCGUGCACGCGGUAUGGCCGCGCGGCGGUGCCGCUGUACAUUGAGCGGGCCAAGUACUUUAUGGAGUCUCUAUUUGUGAUUCGCCACGAGUCAAACGCUGAGCUGGGCGUUGUAUCGUGGGAUUCGAUCGACGAGGACGAGUUGUACCCCCUGGAGGCUGAAAGCACGAUUCGGAACGCCGAAGUCGGCAGUGUGCUGCUCAAUACCAACUUUCGACCAGACGGGUCCAAGUACACGAUCCUCCGCAGUGUAUUCCACUCCCACCCGCCCGUGCGUAACUUGGCCAAACCCAAGAGCAAAAUCAACGAAGCAUUCUUGAUGCUGUUUUGCCGGCGCGCCGAAGCGCUGGAGAAGCAGAUGCGGCAAAAGCUGUCGGCGCAUUUGUAUUAGAUCAUUGCCGUCGUCGUCGUUUGAUUCAAAGUCUCGUAGUCCAAGCGUUGUCCAAAGCGAGAAUGCAAAUUGCAAACGAUAAUGCCGUUGUCUUAAGUAGAACUUAGUAGUACUAGUACAGUAGUCCCCCGGAAUAAGGAACCCACCAUAAAUCUAUAUCCUCUCAGAAAACAUAAUUUUGCGUGCAAAUCAGUCAUAAAAUCUGAG